CUUUGUGGUGGGGGGGUGGGGUGGACAACGGUGGUGGGGGCUGGGCCCAGGGCUGGGGCUGGGACCGCUGUAUGCAAUGGGAACCAGGGCCUGGAGAGGGGGCACAGGCCCCAGCAUUUGACUGCCCAGUCUGGUGUGUCCUCUGCCAAGGAUGUAGGGCUAGGCUCAGGGAGGCCUGCCAGAGAGGGAGGGGGGCCAUCAGACUGCCCACAGACAUGCUUAGCAUCAAACUCCCCCAGCUCUUUGACAUCCACCAAGUCCCCAAGGUGUUCCGGGAGGAUGGCAUCAUCUCGGGAUACCGUCACCCCCAAAGCUCCGCCCUGGACUGCAUCCUUAGCAGCUUCCAGAUGACCAAUGAGACCGUGAACAUCUGGACCCACUUCCUGCCCACAUGGUACUUCCUGUGGCGCUUCAGUGUCCUGUGCUCCACACUGAACUUCCUGUCGGAGAGCUACACCUGGCCGCUGCUGGUGUACAUGCUGCUAAUCUGCGUGUACCCCUUCACCUCCAGCUGUGCCCACACCUUCAGCACCAUGUCCCCCGAGGCACGCCACAUCUGCUACUUCUUCGACUACGGCGCCCUCAGCCUCUACAGCCUGGGUUGUGCCAUAACUUAUAGCUCCUAUGUGAUGCCUGACUGCUGGGUCAACAGCUGGCUGCACCAACACUUUGUGCCCAUCGCCAUCUGCAACACACUAUUCUGCACCAGCCUGUCCUGCUAUUCUAGAUUCCUGGAGAUGCAGUUUCCACACCGGAGUAAAAUUCUCCGGACAGGGGCAUUUGUCUUUCCAUUCAUCUUUGACAACAUCCCUCUAUUUUACAGACUGCUGUUGUGCUGCGGGGGCAGCUGCUGUCACAGUGAGGCCCUGCCCAGUCACUGUUACCACCUCCUCUUCGCCUUCCUCACCUGCUUCCUGUUUGCCUCACACCUCCCAGAGAGGCUGGCCCCGGGGCGCUUCGACUACUUUGGUCACAGUCACCAGCUUUUCCACAUCUGUGCCGUGGUGGGUACCCACUUCCAGAUGGAGGCGGUGCUAGCAGAUAUGACCUCACGCAGGGCGUGGCUCAUCGCCCAGGCGGCCGUACCCUCCUUCCUGAGUACCCUGGGGGCACUGGCCCUCGGCAUCAUCCUCAACCUAGGCAUCAUUGGCAUCUUCAGUGCACCUCUGCUGUGGAACCCUCACCACAGUGCCAACCACCCACUGACGCCACCCACGAAACGCAAGGAACAGUGACACUCCCCACAACCAGUGACCAACCAGUAUGUUCAAAUGAAAAGGUUUGGCUAAAUCAUUCUACCAGUCGUGAACUUUGGAAAUAAGAACCAUAAGAAGUUAUAUUAUACCUUUUAAAACCAGGUAUUAUUUGUAUAAACCCAUUGGAUUAUUAUCACAGGAUGGUUUUUCUACAUGUUAAUCUAACGUCAUUAUAAGGUUUGUUUAGGAGUUUAUUAAUGUGUUCACUGUUUGAAGCCGAAUACCCAGCUAUUUCUAUGAAGCCUUUCAGUUAUUCAGUAUCAUUGUAUAAUGUUAAAGAUUUGGAGGUAUUUUGAGUUAAAGUAUCAUAUGCCAACUUCUUUUCACUUAUACUUGAAAGGAUCUGGGUUGUAUGAAGCAUAUGUGAUGUCUAACAACACAUAAAAGUGCCUUUUUCUAUAUAUAUAUAUUGACCCAAAUGUUACCUAAGUACUUGUAAAUAUUAUUUCUGGUUCGUGUAAAUCUCAAACUGGAAAAAUCUUUAACUGUAAAUUUGUAGGGAAUUUUCAUAUUAAUAUAUAAGUAUUUAGCUACUGUUUUUGAAAUGUCCUAUAUAUUUGUAAGCCAUUAUUAGAACAUCUCAAAAUCCAUAUUUAAUAUAAAUUAUGACUAUCCAUUACAUGAUUCUCAUGACUUCUAAAAUAAUCUGUACUCUCACUAACUGGACUACUUAGUAUGAUUCCACCAUUUUGAUUUAAUAUUCAAUACCAUCUCAUUUAAAUCUCCACUAUGACUUUAAUAGAUUUAUAGACCAGUGUAGUACUCAUUCAGAUUAACCUUCUCUAAACGUCUACACUAAAAAAGGUGCUAUCGAGGACCUAAAAGGGUUCUUCGACUGCCCCCAUAGGAGAACCCUUUUUGGUUCCAGCUAGAACCCUUUUGAGUUCCUUGUAGAACCCUUUCCACAGAGGGUUCUACAUAGAACCCAAAAUAGUUCUAUCUGGAGUCAAAAAGGGUUCUACCUGAAACCAAAAAGGUUUCUCCUAUGGGGACAGACGAAGAACCCUUUUGGAACCCUUUUUUUCUAAGUGUGUACCUGAAAGCUACAGCACUGUACCAUGUCUAUGAUUAAAAAACAGGUGACAUUUUACAGAGGUACGUUUCCAUGGAAACUUCAUGGUUCUUCGCAGUUUGUGUUCCUGUGAAUGCCCAGUCACUUGAAUUGUUCUUUGGAGUACUCUUAUUUUUUACUUCUACAACAUACAGUAAUGGUCAUUGGAUGCAUUUUUUUUAAACACUACGUGCUGUUUAAAUGUCAGAGAAUUACUGAAAUUCACCCUAAAACAUACACAUGUUUUAGGGAGAUAGGACAUUCCAAAUGACCUUGUUUAUAACAGCUAUCUGAUGGAAGAAAUCUUAGAUGAUGGUGCAGAACAGAACUGAAUGAGUGAUGUCACCUCACCUCCCAGGAAUGGGGAUGUGGUCAGUGGAGGUCAAAGGGUCUUGGCACUGUCGUAUUCAUGUGGUAUCGUGGUGGUCAUUGCAGGUUUAUGGCAAACCAAUACACCGCUCACCCCAUGCUGAUAUAACAUUGUCAGUGGCUAUUGUUUACAUGUAUCCUCGAAAAAGAGUGUGGUAUCUCUUGAGUAUUUAUUCCUUGUAGUAUAUAUAACAGCACCUACUGUUUCUGUUCAGUUGUAAAGUGUGAAGCAUAUGUACAGGUAAUGUACAGCCAAAAUAAAGGACCACCACGAGCUUCCAGAACAGCUUCUAUGCCUUGGCAUAGUUUCUACAAGUGUCUGGAACUCUAUUGGAGGGACGCGACACCGUUGAUGGUGGUGGAAAACACUGUCUUAGGUACCGCUCCAGAUUCUCCCAUAAGUGUUCAAUUGGGUUGAGAUCUGGUGACGGAGAGACACACACACACACACACACACACCCUUUAAAACCCUUAUGCUCCUUUGAGACCCCUCUUUCAAAGUCACUGAAAUCUCUUCUAGCUAUGGUAGCCAAAAUAAUGGGAAACUGGGCAUUUUUAUACAUGACCCUAAGCAUGAUGGGAUAUUAAGUGCUUAAUUAACUCAGGAACCACACCUGUGUGGAAGCACAUGCUUUCAACAUACUUUGUAUCCCUCAUUUACUCAAGUGUUUCCUUUUUUCUGGGAAUUACCUGCAUAUUUACAUUAUUAUUUUUGUAAAUGUUUUAGAUGAGGAAAAAUGAUUAAUUACAUCCCCAACAUCAUAUAAUCAUUUCUUGACAUAAUAGCACUUACAUGUACCACGCUAGACCUAACACACAUGUCAUUAUUUUAUCAUGUAGCUCUGUGUCCAGUAUGUAGGGGAGACCAGGGUUGGUUGUCACAGUGCUUAUAACUCCAAAACUAGAGGGCACUGUGUAAUCAUUUUUAGAUUAAAAUGUGUGAAUUCUUUGAAAGAACUAAUCCAUCUGGUUAAUUUAUGUCAUCAUAACAAAGCAUUGAAGUGAGGGGAUUUGUUUUCAUAGAUGAAAGUAAAAAAAUAUAUAAAAAAGAUGUCAGUAUUUUUUUAAAUAAAUGUUUGAAUUAUGGGAGUAUACAUGUAAAAAAAAAUAUUAUAGGGAGAGCUACAUUCCACACCCAUGUGGUAACUAUCAUCGUAAUUAGCAUUGGGUGCUGUUGCUAUAAACCUUCCGUCCCAAUAAACCUGAACACCUUUGGCCGGCAUAUCAAAAUGUGUUGGGAAUAAUAUACAGUUGAAGUCAUUAAAACUCGUUUUUCAACCAUUCCACACAUUUUCUGUUAACAAACUAUAGUUUUGGCAAGUCUAAUAGGACAUCUACUUUGUGCAUGAAACAUGUAAUUUUCCCAACAAUUGUUGACAGACAAAUUAUUUCUCUUAUACUUCACUGUAUCACAAUUCCAGUGGGUCAGAAGUUUACAUACACUACGUUGACUGUGCCUUUAAACAGCUUGGAAAAUUCCAGAAAAUUAUGUCAUGGCUUUAGAAGCUUUUGAUAGGCUAAUUGACAUCAUUUGAGUCAAUUGGAGAUGUACCUGUGGAUGUAUUUCAAGGCCUAUCUUCAAACUCAGUGCCUCUUUGCUUGACAUCAUGGGAAAAUCAAAAGAAAUCAGCCAAGACCUCAGAAAAUAAAUUGUGGUCCUCCACAAGUCUGACUCAUCCUUGGGAGCAAUUUCCAAAUGCCUGAAGGUACCACUUUCAUAUGUACAAACAAUAGUACCCAAAUAUAAACACCAUGGGGCCACGCAGCCGCCAUACCGCUCAAGAAGGAGACGCAUUCUGUCUCCUAGAGAUGAACGUACUUUGGUGCGAAAAGUGCAAAUCAAUUCCAGAACAACAGCAAAGAACCUUGUUAAGAUGCUGGAGGAAACAAGUACAAAAGUAUCUAUAUCCACAGUAAAACAAGUCCUAUAUUGACAUAACCUGAAAGGCUGCUCAGCAAGGAAGAAGCCACUGCUCCAAAACUGCCAUAAAAAAGCCAGACUACGGUUUGCAACUGCACAUGGGGACAAAGAUUGUACUUUUUGGAGAAAUGUCCUCUGGUCUGAUGAAACAAAAAUAGAACUGUUUGGCCAUAAUGACCAUCGUUAUGUUUGGAGGAAAAGGGGGAGGCUUGCAAGCCAAAGAACACCAUCCCAACCGUGAAGCAUGGGGGUGGCAGCAUCAUGUUGUGGGGGUGCUUUGCUGCAGGAGGGACUGGUGCACUUCACAAAAUAGAUGGCAUCAUGAGGGUUGAAAAUUGUAGACGUAUUGAAGAAACAUCUCAAGACAUCAGUCAGGAAGUUAAAGCUCCGUCACAAAUGUGUCUUCAAAUGAACAAUGACCCCAAGCAUACUUCCAAAGUUGUGGAAAAAUGGCUUAAGGACAACAGAGUCAAGGUAUUGGAAUGGCCAUCACAAAGCCCUGACCUCAAUCCUAUAGAAAAUCUGUGGGCAGAACUGAAAAAGUGUGUGCGAACAAGGAGGCCUACAAACCUGACUCAGUUACACCAGCUCUGUCAGAAGGAAUGGGACAAAAUUCACCCAACUUAUUGUGGGAAGCUUGUGGAAGGCUACCUAAAGUGUUUGACCCAAGUUAAACAAUUUAAAGGCAAUGCUACCAAAUACUAAUUGAGUGCAUGUAAACUUCUGGCCCACUGGGUAUGUGAUAAAAGUAAUAAAAGCUGAAAUAAAUCAUUAUCUCUACUAUUAUUCUGACAUUUCACAUUCUUAAAAUAAAGUGGUGAUCCUGACUGACCUAAGACAGAGAAUUUUUACUAGGAUUAAAUGUCAGGAAUUGUGACAAACUGAGUUUAAAUGUAUUUGGCUAAGGUGUAUGUAAACUUGCACAUUGGGAAGAUGUUGCAGAGACAUCAAAAUAGAAUAUGAAUGCCUGGCCGACAUAUACAGUACAUUCUGCAGUUCUACAUAGUUUAUGUAGUCUAAAAACAUCUGUGAGAUGCCAAUUAGCAAACCAUGUCUAAACUGCAUCUCCCUAUUCAUAGCGUGUACAUCCAUUGGCCAGAGGUUUCUCUGCUAUCUGGGUUUGUUGCCUUUCUCUCCCAAACACUUUUUCUGUCACACACCGACACAUGUACACAUGUGUGUGCAAACACACGCACACACAAAUUGACUCAAAAUGUCAUAUGUUCUUCUAAGGCAUAAAAUGAUGAAUUUUGCUAGGAAUAUCAUUCGGUCAAAGAAAGGCAUGGCUAUUUCUAAGAUGCUGUAUACUAUAUUGAUUAAUUUCCUGUUACAAAUGGAAAGAACUACUAGCCAACAUUGUGACCACCAACCCCAUCAGUGGAGUCUGCCUAGGGGUGGACGGCGCAUAAUAAUGGCUAGAACAGAGCAAAUGGAAUGACAUCAACCGCAUGUAAACUAUGCAUUUGAUAUAUUUGAUACCAUUCCACUGAUUCCACUCCAACCAUUACCACGAGCCCGUCCUCCCCAAUUAAGGUGCUACCAACCUCCUGUGAACCUUAUACUGUGUGACAACCAACCCUGCGAUGGGGCUGGUUGUCACAAGUGGACAGAGUGUGUUUGAUGGCUUAUUACUCCAUGUUGGAAUAAGACAUACUAAUAGGAUCCCUAUUUCAACCCAAGACCUUGGUCUUUCUAUUCAUGGUGAAGGAGUCUUGUUACAUAUACACACCAGAGUAAAACGUGUGACAACCAACCUCAGUCUCCCCUAAAGGCUUUGGGUGGUUAUGAGGGAAUAGAAAGUGAUAUGGUGAUCAGUGAGGGAAAUGGACUGUGUUGCAGGUCGAGCAGAGUGUACAGGCAGUGUAGGCACACACACGCGCACAUACACACAAAGACACACCUCAUUUUACUCCAACGAGUGCCCUAUUGUUUGAAAAAAAAAAUUGUUUCCAGGGGUUAGUUUAUUGAACACAGAUAGACCUAUAUAUUUGCCCUUUUCAUCAUUAUACUACUCAGUUUUCCACUAUUGAUUUUGGUAUGGUGCUUUCAUCGUCUUACGACUUGUUUCUUGGAAGUGGGUUGUGACUAGCGUGUGGCCGACCAUAUCGACCAUAACUGUAUCUGAAUUGACAUAUUGUAGUGCUGAAUAUAUCUGCAGUUGGUGCAUAUAACCUAUUGUCCUUUUAAGUUUUUGAAUAUUUGAAUGCUCAACUAAAUUUCUAAACAUUCUGUCAUGCUUUUGUCAUUGAAAUCUACUUUCGAUUUUUAACUAGAUUAUCGCUGGAAAAAAGUGAUGACCUAUUAGUUCAAAUGCGUCUGUUUGUUUACAGCGAUCCCUUUCAUGAAGCUACAAUGAGGAUUUCUCAAAGUGUGUUCAUAUUGAAUGACAUGUUACAGUAAGUAAAAUAGGGAGCUAUGCAAAGAUUUGGUUGGAUGACACAGAGAACCACACACCAAUGAACUUCCAGUGACUCCUGAAGAGUGCUAGGUUUUAGCAAAGAGGAAAGAAGCGGUUUGAAUGAAUGUCUGUGCUCAUUGUCCUUUCUUACAACCUUUAAUUAAACCUUUAUUUUAAUUUA
Messenger RNA from Oncorhynchus kisutch (coho salmon), 7176 nucleotides. RefSeq names its product membrane progestin receptor delta-like. The transcript is spliced from 7 exons. The record is from RefSeq and is a predicted model, not a curated record. The coding region runs from base 72 to 1235 and encodes 387 amino acids. Gene Ontology annotation, cellular component: membrane. Gene Ontology annotation, molecular function: signaling receptor activity. Lineage: Eukaryota; Metazoa; Chordata; Actinopteri; Salmoniformes; Salmonidae.